AAGCCAUUUGCCUGACAUGAGUACAGAACUGAAUUUCCUCAUACUUUGAAUUGGAGAUUUAAUAGAUCUGUCAUGCUCAGCGGGAAGCGCAUCGCUGAUGUGGGUUAUAAGCUCUUCUCGGGCUCCAUGAUGCUGUUGACGGUGUACGGCGGAUACCUGUGCGUCCUGCGGGCUCAACGGUACAUGCAGAGACAGAAACAGCUGGAGCUGGCGGCGCAGAAUGAGAGCGCGGCCUCAGAGACCAUAAAGACUGAAGACACAGGCUGUAAAUAACCACUUAACCAGACACUGAUCAUGUCACACGUGGCCCAGCAGAAACCCACCUGCGUUCAUGACCCUCAAAGGGUUUCUUUUCCUUUUUGUGGAGUUCAAUGAGAUCUUAUGUGUUGUAAUAUAUUAAAUGUUCCUUAUAAAAAUCCACUAUCAUGA
Sinocyclocheilus rhinocerous is the source of this 429-nucleotide messenger RNA. It is a transcript of the gene cox14, whose product is annotated as cytochrome c oxidase assembly factor COX14. Lineage: Eukaryota; Metazoa; Chordata; Actinopteri; Cypriniformes; Cyprinidae. The transcript has 2 exons. Bases 73 to 273 code for a protein of 66 amino acids. The record is from RefSeq and is a predicted model, not a curated record.